CGGUCCCUAUAUUCCUAUGUCUAUGCAAACCUCAUGUUUAACCUAACCUAACCUAAUCUGAGUUGGUGAGUAACACAAAUGCAUAUUGUGUGGCGCGUAUUUUCGCUGGAUAGCGUUUGUGUUUAUCUGAUAAAUUAAUUACAAAAAAGAAACAGCAAUUGGAUGACACGUUGGUCAUCCUCUAUUUUUUGAAAGACUUACUUACAGCAAUAAGUAAGAAUGUUACAGAGCGUUUUGAAGUCAAAGUUUGGCUACGAUGAUUUCAAAAAUGAUAUUCAGAAACAAGCUACUGUAGCUGUUUACAAAGGAAAACAAGAUGUAUUUAUAUGCAUGCCGACUGGCUCAGGAAAAUCUCUCUGUUUUCAAUUACCAGCAAUAAUGAAAGAACAAAAAGUUGCAAUUGUUUUUUCACCACUUCUAGCUCUCAUGAAGAAUCAAAUAGAUUUUUUAGUGAGCAAAAAGAUAAAUGCCUGUUCCUUGAAUUCCACUACAUCGAGUAAAGAGAGAAAUACAAUCAUGAAAGAUCUCAUGUUAGAUUCGCCCAAGAUUAAGUUAUUAUACGUCACUCCUGAGAUGGGAGCACAACAGCAUUUUCAGGAAACUAUAACUCAAAUGCAGAAGAAGAAGAUACUUUCUUACUUUAUUAUUGAUGAAGCUCAUUGUUUAAGUGAAUGGGGUCAUGAUUUUAGACCAGCUUACAGACAAUUGGGAGUAUUUAAAAAAUUGUGCCCCAAAAUACCUGUAAUUGCAUUAACAGCAACUGCUGCAAAACAAGUAAAGGAUGAUAUUCUCCAAAGUUUGCACAUGAAAGAUGCAUUGAUAUUUUCCCAACCUGUAUUUCGUCCUAAUUUAUAUUAUGAUGUAUGGUUUCUGGAAACAUUAGACAAACCGUUUAUACAUCUACAAAAGUUUAUUUUGGAUGCAUUAGGUCCUUUAGAUAAUUCUAUUCCCACACACAAAAGAAAUUGUGGUAUCAUUUAUUGUAGAAAAAAGGAAGCAACUGAAAUUGUUGCACACAAAUUAACUCUUGCCGGCAUUACUACGCUUGCAUAUCAUGGAAGCUUGAAAACUCAGGAACGUAAUGAAGUACAAAAUAAGUGGACCGCAGGUGAUGUACCAGUUAUUGCGGCAACAUGCAGUUUUGGGAUGGGUGUUGAUAAAGGAUCUGUUAGGUUUGUGGUUCAUUGGACAGUACCUCAAAAUAUUGCAGCAUAUUAUCAAGAAUCAGGAAGAGCUGGCAGAGAUGGCAAUCCAGCAUUUUGUAGAGUUUAUUUUAGCAACGAAGAAUACAAACCUAUUUCAUUUCUUAUCAAGGAGGAAAUUACGAAAAAAAAUUCAGAGCUUGUGAAAAUCAAGUGGCAAAAUUUUGAAAAAAGCGUUGCAUACUGUUUAGAAGCAAAAUGUCGACACGCGGUGUUUUCUAAGUAUUUUGGUGAUUCUCCUCCGCUAUGCAAAACUAGAUGUGACGUAUGUAAAAACAAAGAUGAAGUGCAAGCCAGAAUUAAUCAAUUCGAAAUGUGUCAGACAAAAUGUCAAAAACCCCAAAGAAAUUUGGGAACUGUAAUGCGAACGAAUUAUGAUGACGACGAUGAAACUAAUGGAUUCAACGAGUCGGAAGAGUCGAGAGAGAAAAUAAUAGCGACAGAAAAGCGAGAAAGAAAAGAACUUAUUAUGGAGCAGUUUGCAUUGCGACGCGGUGCGUCUAAAGAAGAUGAAUUAAAACGACAGAAUAUCAAACAUGCAAAAGUAGCGCAUGUCCGCGCAGCUACUAGUACAGAUAGAAAAAUAAAAGGUUUAACGGUUCAAGCACGGGAACAUUUUUACAACGAAUUAAAGACGGCGUUAUCUGAAAAUUAUCAAUGUUUACGUUCGCAAGUAGACAAACAGUUUCAAAAGAAGGAUAUUUGUGAUAUGGCUAUUAAUUUAGAAUACAAAAUAUUUUGCAGCACCAAGGUGCCAAAUAAAUACAAAUUUGAUUCGUCUAAAUUGAUUUCGUCCAUACGGAAAUGUACUAAUAAUAAUACUGUGUACGAAACAAUGUGUAAUUAUAAUGAAACUGAAAUUUCUAACAUAGAGUUCAACGAUUCUAAUAGCAUCGAUAUGUCGAAUAGUGAAUUAGAAUCUGAUACAAUCCAAACGGAAUUUAGCAUGAAUGCUGCUCCAUCAAAUGCAUGUAAUAAAAAGAUCUUUUCUUCCACUUUCAAAACUGCGUUAGAAAUUAGAAAUGAAGAAAAAUUACAAGCAUCUAUACCAGACCGAAAUAAAAAGUCGAAAAAAUUAAUUGUUGAAGAUGUCGAAAUAGAUCAAACUAAAAAUGAAAUAUGCCUUAUUGCUGAUAGUAGUACACAAAGUAAAGAUAUCAAGCAGGUGUCAAGUGGUUUCGUUUGCCCGUGGAAAAUUCACGAGAGCAACACAUAUUUAUUUAAAUCUAGUAGGAGUUCCUCCAAAUCAAAAUCCAAUACAAGUUUCUUUAAACCAAAAGUUCGCAGCAGUAAAGAUAAGGGUGCAAAAAAGGCAGAUAAAACAGUUUACGAACAAAUCUUAUCAGCAGGAUCAUCAUCGAAGAAGAGUAUAAACGAGAUUUCGGAUAUUUCUCUUAAAACAGAUUUGAAAAUUGAGAGCGUUGUUAAAAAUAAAAAUGAAACUAAGGGUGACAAGAAAAGUGAGUUUGUGAAAUGUCAUAAAAACGAGAACAUUUCUCUUGAAACAAUGUCAAAAACUGUUGAUAAUAUUGUUGAUGUUAAAAGUACAGAGAAGACUAAUAUCAAAAAUAAAAAUAAAAGAGGUUGCGAAACUAUAGAAUGUUACAAGGAUGAUAUAAAACCUGCUGAAAAGAAAAGAGCUGUAUAUAACGAAUGUAACAAUAAAACUAACAAUUCUAUAUUGAAUAUAAAUAUUGAUAAAAAGACUUCAGUUAAUAAGAUUGAUACAGUGGCUGUUAGAAAUACAUUGACUAACAUUAAUGCUAUAAAUUUACCGAUAACAAAAAAGGAUAAAAUAGAGAAACAUCACGAAAUGGAAGAUAAUGUAGAAUUGAAGAGAAAAAUGGAAGCUACUCAGUCAACUUCUUCAAAACAUCAGGAAAAAAGCAAAAGUAGUAAUAUAUUGAAAGUACCUGCAGACAAAGUUAUGCAAUUUAAAACAGCGGAAAUUUUGAAAUUCUAUCUAAUGAAAUAUUACCCAUCAGAACGUAUUCCAGAUAGAGCAACAUUCUCAAAAACUUGUAGAGAAAUGCAUUACAGUAUGCUGAGAAAGAAAAUAUUUGAUAAAGAAGGAAUACAUGACUUUGUUGUAAAGUAUAUGAACCAAUCUUGAAGGUUAUUUUGUUUUAUAUUUAAUGUAUUUCUAUAUUUUUUUGUUGGAUAAACAACAGAAGAACAGUGCUAUUUAGUCAGUGUAUUUAUAAUUGAAAUAAAUAAAAAAUUAAUUUCUAAUGUAUCUACAAUUAAUAAAUUUUAAUGUAUGUA
Molecule: messenger RNA, 3467 nt
Organism: Linepithema humile (Argentine ant)
Lineage: Eukaryota; Metazoa; Arthropoda; Insecta; Hymenoptera; Formicidae
Product: ATP-dependent DNA helicase Q5-like
Biological process (GO): double-strand break repair via homologous recombination
Cellular component (GO): chromosome; nucleus; cytoplasm
Molecular function (GO): ATP binding; 3'-5' DNA helicase activity; four-way junction helicase activity
Source: RefSeq, a predicted model, not a curated record